AUGAGAAUCCUAUCUAAAAGAAGACUUCGUUUCUUAUUGACGGUGAUUUUCGCAGUUUCAGCAGUUGUCAUAUUUGUAAGAUGUGUUGUACAAUUCCAACUGAACAAAGAAAUUAAGUACUACAAAAAGUAUUUCAAAGAUCGGAAAGACAAAUUAGAAGGAAUGUAUAAUCCUCUAGAGAUAAAACAGAUACCGAGUGAGACUAUUGAUAGAUUAUAUACCGAUCAACUGUCUAGAUUAGAAGAACAAGGUAAGGUUGUUAACUGGUCAAAGUAUGCCUACAUCAAUUAUGUGACAGAUUCAGCAUAUUUAUGUAAUACCUUGAUAAUAUUUGAUGAUUUGAAAAAUAAAUUUAAAACUGAAGCAAAAUUGGUAUUAUUGAUUUCAAGAGAUUUAUUAGACCCAGAAACCUCUGGUGAUAUUGAACACAUAAAGUAUCAAUUGCAUAAGAUUCAAAGUCUAGAUGAAAAUCAAGUAGUCAUAAAGUACAUUGAAAAUAUUGUUAAACCAGAUGAUUACACUCCAUGGAAUGAAAGUCUUACAAAACUACUAGUGUUUAAUGAAACUGAUUAUGACCGUAUUAUCUAUCUAGAUAAUGAUGCAUUAUUAAGGAACAAUUUGGAUGAACUUUUCUUCCUACCACAUUACAUUAGAUUUGCGGCUCCACUUACAUAUUGGUUCCUAUCCGAAAAGGAUAUGAAGGAAGCUUAUAAAGAAGUACAGCACGAUGAUAAAAACUCGAUCAAUCUGAAAACUUAUACUAAGAAAUUAGAUUUGAGAAUUAAAAACAAUAAGAUGAUAUAUAAUCAUUUACCAAGUUUACCAAACUAUCUAUUCAUGAAUUCUAAGAAUGUUGCACAAGAAAUUAUUCAUUCAACAUCGUCAGCAUCCCCAUUAUUCAAUUUCCAUAUCAAUAAAAAGGCCAGUAAGACCAAGUUUGCAUCUAAUUUAAUGGUUAUUAGGCCAUCUGCGGAACUUUUCAAUUCAAUUAUCACUGAAGCAUUACCAAAAGUAUUGUCUAAGAAAACUAAAUACGAUAUGGAUUUAAUCAAUGAAGAAAUAUACAAUUUUAAGAAAAUUAUAUAUUAUCAGUUUGAUUUGUUCAGAAGAAUGAAAUCCAGAUUUCAACCUGAAGUAUUAGUUUUGCCCUUUGCUAGAUAUGGUCUAUUGACAGGUUCUAUUAAGAAUAGACAACAUCAUGAUUUGAUAACGAAUGAUAUUUUAGGUUAUAAGAGAUUGGACGAAUCGGGUCAACAAUUGGAAACGGAUGUGCAUACAUCUAUUGAUGAUUCGAAGUAUAUACAUUUCUCUGAUUACCCUAUUGGGAAACCUUGGAACUACGCUUCGAUUUCAGAAUUCGAAUGUAAAGUCGACGAGAAACAUUCUAAGAACAUCGAGCAAGAUACAGAAGCCUGUGAUCUGUGGAAUUCGGUAUAUACUACGUAUUUAGACAACCGUAAAAUCUGUAGUCCAUAA
Messenger RNA from Maudiozyma barnettii, 1476 nucleotides. It is a transcript of the gene GNT1, whose product is annotated as glucose N-acetyltransferase. The record is from RefSeq and is a predicted model, not a curated record. NCBI's taxonomy places the organism in Eukaryota, Fungi, Ascomycota, Saccharomycetes, Saccharomycetales, Saccharomycetaceae. Gene Ontology annotation, molecular function: glycosyltransferase activity. The transcript has a single exon. Bases 1 to 1476 code for a protein of 491 amino acids.